AACAAAACCGAGACAGACGCUCGGGCCAAACCCAGCAAAAAACCCACAAGGAACAAAAAAACAAACAAACAAAAGAAAGAAAAACAUGUCCGAACCGAAGUAUCGCGAAUGGAUCCUGGAGACCAUCGACUCGCUGCGCUCCCGAAAAGCGAGACCGGACCUUGAGCGGAUAUGUCGAAUGGUCCGAAGGAGACACGGGUCAGACCCGGACAGGACCCGCGUCGAGCUGGAAAAACUCAUCCAGGAGCAGACGGUGCUCAAAGUCAGCUACAAGGGCUCCAUCUCAUACCGGAACGCGGCGAAAGUGCAGCGGAAAAGCCGAAAGAAGAGCGAGCUGACGCCCGACCGCAGUAGCUUCAGCAGCGGCAGCAGCGAGUCUCUUGGAAGCGGCGAGCUGCACGCCAACAAGCACGCCACUUUCAACAACAACGGCGACAGUGCGCACAGCUUCACGGACCAAGAGGAGUUUGGCGAAAAGGAGCCCGACAGUGAGUCCACCAUCGCCGCCGCCGUCGGCCCGAACCUUGACCCACACGCCACGGCCCAAACCCAAGCCACACUCUCGGUGCCAGUCCCAGCCACGGUAACCGCGCUGGAACAGGAGGGAAUAAUAAGCGGCAGCAGUGAGACGCCUUCUUUGCCCCAGACGUCUAGCGGAAACAUUUGCCUCAGUUGUGGCGCAACGGACUGCACUACUGUCGGCGGUGCCUGUGUCUGUGGUGAAGGCGUGAAGGCAAGUGCGGCGAAAGACAAGAGAUUGAUAACAACGUCAACCACACCGACAUCGUCACUUCUUCAAACACAAGGUAACAACUGCAACUCGGAGAAAAAGGCGAAAAAGGAGGAGGGGAGCGAUGUGUGCGACAAUGUGCGCGAUGCUACUGCUGCUGCUGCUGCUACCUCUUCAAGUGAACACUACACCGCCAGCACCAGCAACUCGACAGAGCGAAGGGAGGAGACGCACUCGGACACAGACAAGGCAACGAAAACUUGCUCGAGUGCUUGUACAGCCAGCAGUAGCGGCAACGCUGGUGGUGUCAGUAGUAAUGUCGGUAACAAUAGCCUCGGCGACAGGAACAACAAGACCCAAUCGACGCUCAAACCCAAACCCCAGUCCCAACCCCGUGCCGCCGAACAACAGCGUGGUGGUGCGAGCGACAGUGAAGGAGGAGGGGACCAAGACCAAGCUAGCGCUGAUUUGGGUGACAGACUCGUGGAGUCGGUGAGAAGUCUCACCGAAAGGAGCACCAGCAGCAGUGCCACGGCACCACCACCAGCGCUCGGACUGAAGGAGAUACUGGGAUACCUCAGCACUCAGCAGCAGUCAUCCACGGGACUCACGGGUAACAUGGGCACGUAUCCUCCUAGCGAGAAACUCACCCGCAGUCGCGUGAAAGCCGUGCUGGACCGCGAGGUGGCCAGGGGUCGCCUCAGACGUACCCACCUUGGACACUUCGCACUGCCAACUGUCGCCCGUGACCGGGGGGGCACGGCCACGGGGGCGACCGUUAACGUUAACAAACCGUCAUCUGCGAGAGUUCUGAAGAGCGCGCUGCAGGAGCGCCAGCUUCUCGCGACCAAGAAGAAGGUGGAGAGGAAACGAGAGGCGGUGGAGCCCAUGGAGGUUGACAACACUAGUAACAAGAUGAAGAGAGCAGGAGGAGGAGGAGGAGGAGGAGGAGGAGGAAGAGAGGAAGAGGAGGGGAAGGAGACGGAGAGCAAGAACACCACCACCGCGAAGGCCCUCAGUGGAGAGAGGAAGCCGGCGACCGAGGCGGGACCAGCGGGGGUCAAAGGGUGUGCAGAGCCAAUGGGAGCCAAGGAUUUGGUUCCCCAGCCAAUGGGAGCACAGCAUUCCACAGCUGUCAACACCACUGCUACUGCUACGUCUACAGUCCCUCUCAACCACAGCUGCAACACAGAGGGCCCCAUCAGUGAUCAAGCAGUGAGGUCAGACGUGGGUCAGGAAGAUGAUGAGGACGAGAGGAUGGACACUUACGUCCACACACAGGACCCAGUCAUGGGAUCAGAUGGCCUCACAUCCUCCAAGAGCUGUUGUAAGAUGGAGGUGGGGGUGUCCUCUUGUCUGCUGACCCCCACAGCAUCACCCAGAGACCUGAGCUCCCAUGAAGAGAGAGGCAUGAACGGAGUGGGCUUUGUGAAGUUGGAGGGUGGUGGUAUGAGCCCGGCAGACUGGACGGUGACUGACGUGGUGGACUACUUCACCUCAGUGGGGUUUCCUGAACAGGCCCUGGCCUUUAAGACACAGGAAAUAGACGGCAAGUCCCUCCUCCUCAUGCAGCGCAACGACGUGCUGACGGGCCUGUCAAUCAGGCUUGGCCCCGCCCUCAAGAUCUACGAGAGGCACGUCAAGGUGCUGCAAAAAACACACUUCCAGGACGAGAGCACCUUCUGCUGAGAACUGACACACACACACACACACACACACACACACACACACACACACACACACACGGAUAGGCUUACACACACGCGCGCGCACACACACACGUGCACAUGCGCACACGCGCACACACGCACGCUCACACACACACGCACACGCACACACACACGUCCAGGACGAGAGCACCUUCUGCUGAGAGCUGACACUGACACACACACACACACACACACACACACACACACACACACACACACAC
This is a messenger RNA of Engraulis encrasicolus (European anchovy), 2660 nucleotides long. RefSeq names its product sterile alpha motif domain containing 1b (gene samd1b). The record is from RefSeq and is a predicted model, not a curated record. The transcript is spliced from 7 exons. Gene Ontology annotation, cellular component: nucleus. Bases 86 to 2419 code for a protein of 777 amino acids. NCBI's taxonomy places the organism in Eukaryota, Metazoa, Chordata, Actinopteri, Clupeiformes, Engraulidae. Gene Ontology annotation, biological process: negative regulation of DNA-templated transcription. Gene Ontology annotation, molecular function: DNA binding; chromatin binding; histone binding.